GACGGCGAAUACAUGAGAUUGACUGGAUCUUCGCGGCAUGAGAUGAUUUUCUUUUCUGUGAACACAUUUAACAGUCGAUAAUUAUGACUUUCCUGAAAAUAACACAACAUAAUUCAGCAAUGCUGUUAAACACCAGAGAGGUGCGUUCUUUGACUGAUGCUAUCAACUCAGAGGGCGUGAAAACAAAGAAACGGUUAGACCAGGUACUUCCCAAACUUGGCCAUCGAGACUGUAUAUUUGACAAGCAUACUCAUACAUAACUCAAGUGAUAUCCCAAAUAUGAAGAACACGACUGCUGAAGAAGAGAUUGGCAGCCCUCAAGUGAAGCAUACUUAUCAAACUUUACUUAAACCAUUCCCAGAGUUCAACGGGGUCCCCCCUAAUAAAGCUGUCGGUACAGACGUUGUGUGUGUUGAGGAUUUUAAAGCCUUUAGUGACAUCUGUAAAAACAGGCGACCGUCAACAACAGCAGACAUGACUCGAUACUUCAUGCAGAUGCCAGGUGUAAUUGUAGUUGGGAUACUCAUAAACCCUUUGUUUGGACUUCUCUCGUUUCUGACGCAUGUCCUCUUGGCUAAGCGCGCCAAACAAACUGAAAAAGCUAGACAGUGGAGACGCAUCGCUACUCGUUUGUACUUCACUGGUGUGGUUAUUACUGUUGGAAUAUGGGCAGUUGUGUUGGCUUAUAACUACGGAUUAUAUAGUCAAAACGUGGCCAGGGCACAAGAAGAAAUGAAGAAGGGCAACGGAAAGAUACCCACCAACAUUCACCUUACAGUGUUAACUUCCCCUAGCCCGGUUAAAAUCUCGUUUUACUCCCAAACAGAGGAAGCAAAGACGACCACAGCAACCACGACCAGCUCAACUGGACCACCAGAGCUGAGGCACAAUAAAAAGGCUACUUUUGACGAGUUUCAACUUGAGAUUUCGCCUUUCGCGUCUGACCAGAGUGUAAAGGGCAUUGAUGAUACAGAUAAUAGCGACGGUACAUUCCCCUUUAGAAAGUAGCAGUAGCCUGACCAAAGUUUUUGAGUGAAAUACAUUUAUAGCUUGACUUUGCCGGGAAAAUUCUAAUGAUAGAAUGACCUAUAGAAAGUAUAUUGGUUGGGAAAACUACCCAAACCAAAGAAUUUAGUGUAAUAUAGUACCGUAUAGUAUAUAUUUAUAAUAUGUCGAAAUGAGAAACAGAAUCCAACGUGAAGUUUACCGGAGAAACAUUCUUAGUGAGCAAUUCAACCACUGUUAUGGUUUUGGCAACGUAAUACAUGAGAGAAAAUCUUUCUAAGUGUUCUUUUUUACAGGGACUGAAAUGUAUUAUCCGUGGAGAAGUUACGAAUACUAUUUUCGUGACUAUAAGAGCAUGUACAGCUUGCAGAUGUACAACUUUAGUCUCAGGUGUAGGAGAGCGAAAUUUGUAAUCACAUCAUUUCAUUCCCUCAAACUUACCGUCCGAUUCCUGAAAAGGGCAUUUUUAUGACAUGUUUUGUGACCUUCGCUUUAUUUAUAUUUCCAUGCAAAGGAUAGUAACUUUACAAAUUACUGAUACUUGUAUUUGAAUUUUUCAUGUCCGUCUCAUGCAAUGUGUUUUUAUAGAGACACCGUUACUCUUGUAACUGUCUGGCAUAAAUGCAAUUUCCUAGACCUAUAUGGUGGGACAUAUAUAAUGUCAAGGGCAAUGGGACGAGUCAAAAGACACUGAAGUCAACCUAAAUUUCCUUGAUAAAAUACUCAAAUCUUGCCACCGACAUUUCAUUGUUUCGUUUCUGUCAUUUUAAAGUGUUUCAUCUGCUGCAUAUGUCACACACAUUGAUUUGGUGAUCACGCCAUAAAUCUAUAAUUAUUGUUGACCUCCAUUGGACGCGCAAACCCUUCAUUGAUUGCACAUGGAACGAAACUGCUUCGCCGAAAUCGAAUUAUCAUAAUUAAGGCAAUACAAAGACAUGUCGCUAAACUACUGUGAGUAAAUUUUUUACCUCCUUCUUAAGUCUCAGGUACAUAACAUGUUGUUGUUUCCAUUGUCUAUGUAAGGAAUGUUGUUGAGGAUGUCCAUGUAAACUAAAUAUAUAUGUACAAGUCAUUGUACGUAGUAUUACGUAACUGUGGGCAAGACCGUGUAUAAUUAUUGUAGUAUAUAACUGUAAAAACAUAGUUUUUAUGUAAUGUUGUAGCGAAAUACUGCCAUGAUGACAUGUUAUUCCC
This is a messenger RNA of Liolophura sinensis, 2199 nucleotides long. RefSeq lists its product as uncharacterized. The record is from RefSeq and is a predicted model, not a curated record. The transcript has 6 exons. Bases 280 to 1008 code for a protein of 242 amino acids. NCBI's taxonomy places the organism in Eukaryota, Metazoa, Mollusca, Polyplacophora, Chitonida, Chitonidae.